AUGAACAGUGAAUUGAAUGGCAAACUGGCUGACUUCGGCAUUUCAAGAGUGACAGGAAUUGGGGAAACUUCUCAAAUCGAUACAACUAUAAAAGGAACUCCUGGAUAUUUAGAUCCAAUGUAUUAUAGAACUCAUAAGCUGACGGAUAAGAGUGGUGUGUAUAGCUUUGGAGUCGUUUUGUUUGAGCUUAUAUGUGGCCGGAAACCCAUAGAUUUAAAAGUAUCUGCCGAGAAAACAUUGUUGACUGAAUGGGUUGCAUCUUAUGCGGGAGUAGAUAAAGAAGGCGCCAACAGUGAAGAAAUAGUUGACAAAAGGCUGGGCAACCGCUACAAUAUGAAAUCCAUCGUUCAUUUGACCAAUCUAGCCUGGAGAUGUAUUCCAAGCGAGCCUUCCGGUAGACCAAGCAUUAGUCAGGUUGUGGCGGAGAUCAAGGAAGGUGUCACAUUUGAGGAAGAGUAUUAUCGAGUUCCAGAUGAACUCUCACUCACAUUCACUGGCAGUUUUUCAGGUUCUAGGUUUGAAAGGGAUAGUCCAUAA
Cryptomeria japonica (Japanese cedar) is the source of this 537-nucleotide messenger RNA. RefSeq names its product probable serine/threonine-protein kinase PBL1. Gene Ontology annotation, molecular function: ATP binding; protein kinase activity. The coding region runs from base 1 to 537 and encodes 178 amino acids. NCBI's taxonomy places the organism in Eukaryota, Viridiplantae, Streptophyta, Pinopsida, Cupressales, Cupressaceae. The record is from RefSeq and is a predicted model, not a curated record. Gene Ontology annotation, biological process: protein phosphorylation. The transcript has 4 exons.